Messenger RNA from Seminavis robusta, 999 nucleotides. Lineage: Eukaryota; Bacillariophyta; Bacillariophyceae; Naviculales; Naviculaceae. The record is from the annotation of a GenBank genome assembly.
AUGGUGUUCAAGAUCGUUUGCAGUUUGCUGUUGCUCGUCUCUGUCUCGGCAAAUGAUUACUUCCAGCUUCGAGCAGCUGGUGGUGGAUGUAUUGGCAGGCCCAGCGCCUCAGCUGGUAGGGAGCUCUUGCUGAAAUCCUGUGACUUCUCCGACCCAACUGUGAUGUGGAGAUGGGAUAUGUAUGGUCGUUUCCACAGCCAAGUCAACGACGGCGAGUGCAUCCAAGCUGAGCAGUCCCCUGACAUUCUGUUGGGACCUGAUUUCUUGGAGAAGGGAACUCAAAUGUAUGUCAAGCCCUGCAAGGAAGGCGCUGGAACUGUUUUCCAGUCGUUCGAUGACGACUGGGAGUUUGCUGGAUUGACUGGACCACUCUUUUUAAACAUCAGGCCUGAUCUUUGCAUGACCCAUUUCGGAGCUGUACCUGUGAUUGGAGAAUCGCGCAUUAUGCUGAGCGACUGCGCCUCGUUGGGAUCCACCAGAGGCGAGGGUUGGACGGCAUUCUUCCCAAGCUACUUUGUCCUUACCUCCUACUCUGGAGGCUGCAUUGCCCGUCGUAGCAACGGCAACGAUGAACUGUUCCUACAGAGAUGCACUGGCAACGACCCCAACAUUCAGUGGCGCAUUGACGACAUGGGACGCUUGCGCAGCAUGGCAGCGGAUAAUGAGUGCAUGCAAGUGGAGCAGAGACCAGAUAUUUUGGCCGGUCCACAGGCGUUGGAAGGGGGAACUUCUGUGUAUGUGAAGCCAUGUGGUGGACUCAUCAAGGAUGACUUUCAAAUCUUCAACACACUGUUUCCCAUUCCUCUUGUAUAUCCUCCUGAAAUAUCCGGUCCGCUGAGCUUGAUCAGUCGCCCAGAUCUUUGCGUUGUCCACUUUGGUGCAACUCCAACUAUUGGCCAAUCGCGCAUCAUGGUGCUGGAGUGUGAUGCUUUGGGCGGCAACAGGGCACUUGGCUGGAUGCCUGAUAACCCGUGCAACUAUCCUCCGUUCUGUCUCUAA